Molecule: messenger RNA, 1132 nt
Organism: Cornus florida
Lineage: Eukaryota; Viridiplantae; Streptophyta; Magnoliopsida; Cornales; Cornaceae
Exons: 2
Coding region: 298-666 (122 amino acids)
Source: RefSeq, a predicted model, not a curated record
AUGCGGGGCUGUGCUGCGUACAGCAUGUCUCAAGUCUUGUGUAUUGGGUUAGCAGUUUAAGUUUUGAAAAAAUUUAUGGUCUUUUUUUAGAAGAGAACUGAUAGUUCCUCGCUGCUGUCGAGGUUUUCUCUGUAGAGAGAGUGUCUCGUUUCAUCGAGAGUUUUAGUUUUGCGAUCAUCGCGAUCUUUUUGGUGGGGUUUGGCUGAUUGUUGGUGUGGAUCUCCAUCUCAGUUGAGUGGAUCUUGUGGGUUUUCUGCACCAUACCUGUGUUGGGUGGGCUGAUCGGUCCUUGGCGAUAUGGCGUUGGGUUUUCUUUUGGUAUCUAAUGGUUCGUUGCUUGGGAGUUCCUUGGAAUUGCUAGCAAUCGUUUGGAGUAGGGCGUCAAGGAAACGUUCUCGGACGCGAAGGGUUUUGCCGGACGGAUGGUUGAGGCUAGGGUUUCAUUGGCCGCCGAUGAGUUGUUCUGGUUGGGCAGACGAGCGGCGGUGGUCUCCGGCGAGCUUGAAGUGGAAGUUUGUGCGACGGCGUUAUGUGAAAGGACUGUUUUUGUGUAUAGCUUUUUCUGUUUUUACGAUAUUGGAUGGUUUUUGGAUGAUGGAUGUCCCGUCGCUGUGUAGUUGGCCGGAAUAUAAGGUUCUUGGUGCUUCGGUAGGCGUGAUCGGUUAGUUUUGGGCUGGGUAGACUGUGGUGGUCGGCUUCUGUUUGUUUGGAGGCCGACUUGGUGACGUCAUGGGUGACGUUUUUUCAAGAUUUUUUUGAAGAUAUUGAUUGCGUGUUGGCGAGUUCUUUCUUUGACUCUUUUCCCGCUGGUCUCAGACGGUGCUUUCUAUCGUGACGUCAUGGUAUUCAAGAUUUUUUCACUGAUCUUGUUUACCUGCUGUGGGGCCAUCUCCUUGACUUUCCUACUACUUUGUCUAAGUCGGUGCUGCAAUUAUGCUCCUCAGGUCUGACUCUUCAAGUGUAUGGCUUUGGCUUUGUUCUUAGCAGGUUAAAAAAUAAAAAAAAUAAUGGAUUGUUUUUUUUUGUUGUUCAUUGACGGUUUUAUUUUAUCAAUUUGACGUAAACAGAAGUCAGACCGAAUUACUGAUUUACCCUUGUGAUUUAAUUGCUAUCAAAUGAGGUAUUGUGGCCA